Amorphotheca resinae ATCC 22711 is the source of this 690-nucleotide messenger RNA. RefSeq lists its product as hypothetical. The coding region runs from base 85 to 393 and encodes 102 amino acids. The record is from RefSeq and is a predicted model, not a curated record. NCBI's taxonomy places the organism in Eukaryota, Fungi, Ascomycota, Leotiomycetes, Helotiales, Amorphothecaceae. The transcript has a single exon.
CUCCCUGAUGUGCGCCCAUCCCGCGCGCACCCAGAGCACCGCGCCCAGCGCAAGCGCUACGAGAAGGAGAGCCCGCACUUCAGCAUGAGUGAGUUUGGCAUCAAGGCGGCGGUUCUGGCGGUUCUGGCGGCCCUGGCUUGCAUCCCGUGGGGCGAGGAGGAGAAGAGGGAGGGAGACGAGGGGAAGCGGGAGAGAGGGAAGAAGGAGGAGAGGGAGGGGCAUAAAGGGGAGAGGAGGAAGAGCUAUGCGGAUGGCAAGAGGAGGAGUGCGGAUGCACGGGCGGGUGAUGGUGGUUAUGAAUAUGAUUAUGGCUCUGGACCUUAUGGUUAUGGUUAUGGUUAUGAGGAUAGGGAUGCGUACCGGGGCUCAGAUAGAAGGAGGAGGUCAGGUUGACGGAAUGGACGGAAAUACCCACCCACCUACUGCGAAUAGUAGUGGCCGACACGCAUAUCUCUCCACGAUAGAGCCCCAGUAUUCCUCUCCAACUCCCGGCAACGAAUCCUCCCUCCCUCUGGUUGGACGAUUGGCGGAAUCAUCCACACACCGGCGGCAUUAUCACAACGAGCUGUGAGCCCGGACGGCUGUUGGCCAAUGCAUCAUUACCUAUGCUUCGAUUCGAUAGCGCAGUUGAAAUUGAUGGGAAAGAAGGAAAAAAAAGGAGGUCCAGGGGCUCUCCCGCGAAAAUACCCG